GUCGAUUUUGGCAAGCAUAUUCUCGAAACAUUUGGGCAAAGAAAAAUCAAAAUGCAGUUCUUCGUUUGCCUUUUGGCCGUUUCUAUUGCAACCGUUGCCAAUGCCCAAUAUCAGCCGUAUUACGACGAUCUCCUGUAUCCUUAUGCGGGUGCUCCGAUCCCUGGCAUCCAGCCUGUCAUCGACCAAGACCGUUUUCUUUUCCAAGUGACAUCUUGGUUUACAACGACCACCACAUCCACAACAACGACCACCACAACUUGCACGGUAUCGAACGCCGCAAACGCCGCUGCCUGCGUUGCUGGUCGUCGCCGCAGAGGCUUCCUUGACGACGAGGAGGACAUUGAACCUUCUCCAGUAAACAAGGUGGAGCCAACCCAGCUCCCUGACAUGCAAGCAUCAAUGAUUAGAAAGGAACGCAAACCCGAUCCGCAAAUUGCAUAUUGGCGUGCUUCUGCUGAUUACACGCCAUACGAAGUUCAGUCCACAUUCGGCCAACGUCCAUUCCCCGUUGCCUACAAUCCGUUCUUCCGCCGGCCUGUUGUUGCAGCUGAUCCACGACUAUUCGUGCAACUGCAAGUGACGAGGACAUCGACAACUACCGUGACUACCACUUCCAGAUCGACGCCUGUCUGUUCGUCGCCUAGCAACUUCAAUCAGUGUUGAAAACCUUUACAUUUGCCUAUAUUUAACAUUAUUUUGAUGAUGAGUUUGAAGAAUUCGAAACAAAAUAUUGUUUCUAUUUCCAUUAUUUAUUGGUGGCGAAAGUUAAGGCGAUAAAACAUUAGAAAAUUUCAUUAAUUAUUUCAGAAGGAAUGAAUUUUUUUACAUUUUCGUUUUGGCAGAUGGCAUGGAAAUAUACAAUUCUACAUUAAA
Daphnia carinata is the source of this 873-nucleotide messenger RNA. RefSeq lists its product as uncharacterized. The transcript is spliced from 2 exons. The coding region runs from base 52 to 663 and encodes 203 amino acids. The record is from RefSeq and is a predicted model, not a curated record. Lineage: Eukaryota; Metazoa; Arthropoda; Branchiopoda; Diplostraca; Daphniidae.